Molecule: messenger RNA, 7840 nt
Organism: Osmia bicornis bicornis
Lineage: Eukaryota; Metazoa; Arthropoda; Insecta; Hymenoptera; Megachilidae
Gene: cyst
Product: rho guanine nucleotide exchange factor 2-like
Biological process (GO): regulation of Rho protein signal transduction
Molecular function (GO): guanyl-nucleotide exchange factor activity
Source: RefSeq, a predicted model, not a curated record
CACAGUUAUGGACUCUGGUGAACUGCGGUAUAUAUACUUCAACUAAUACAAAAUGGUUGACGUGCCUUGAUUGUAUGUAUGAUACAGAUUGGUAGAUACAAUAUUUCCAUUUCCCAUGUAGGAGCUACAUAUAGUAGAUCUCGUGUAACAUUAAUGGAUUAAUAAAAAUAAUUGCGUUAAGGGAAAGAUAAGUAUUCAUCCAGAGAAGGAAGAUGGAGAAACGGCAGGAAAUUCUAGCUCCGUUUUCUUCUGAUGAGUGUCCAAACAGUGGUGAAGACAGCGAAGAGGAUGUAAUAACCGACUACCUAGGCUCGUCUGACUGUGACCGUAUACCUCUCAUUAAUGGAGAUCUUGGUCUGAACCUACGAGGGAACAUAAGCACCUAUACCAAAGACAAUACAGAGAAGGUAAUCGCAAUGUCUGAAGGAACCGAGGAACAUCAGCAGGCACUAAGCGCUAAUAGUCAAAUUCAGCCUAACCCUUUGGUGCCAAUCAUCAGUGUUACGCCCCAUUCACCUGGUCUGGCUAAGAACUAUCCCGUUCUGGAGGAUAAUUUGCAGCACCUGCACGAGAUCCAUGAUUGCAUUCAGAGAAUGAGGGAUCUUACGCUAAGUAAUUGGAGCUACAAUCACCGUACAUCCCAUAAUGAAGUACCUCAAAGAUUAACAUCAUCCUGUCCGUCUCUGUGUCCCUUAAUCCUACCAGAAAUCGCGCCACGAUCAAGUAACAAUGAUACAGGCUCUGAUCCAGACCUCCUUGCUAAUUGUUCUACCAAUAGUUCUCCUACUCAUUUUCCCUCUGUGGCUCCACGUUCACAGAAUGCUCAAGGUAUUGAUAGGAGACGCAGCUGGACUGAUUUGGAAGAUACAAGGUGCGGGAGGCGUAGAUAUUCUGGGCAGAAUCACCUACAAGCUCAAAACAUGAGACAGCGCAGUAUUAGUCUAAGUAGUUUAGACAGUGAGAUGGAGAUAGAGUUGCAGGGAAAAUCUUGCGCUAGACCUGUCGGAGUUGGCAGCAGGGCGUGCAGAUCGCAAGCGAGCACUCAUUCCCUUAACGAAGCUGAUCUCGUACAGAGUGAAUACCAGAAAAUAGUGACAAAAAGAUUCAAAGGUAGCCAGAGACUAGCAGAGAGUAGUGGAUUAAUGCCUGGCAUCACAGGCUCUCGUUUACCCCUUCAAAAAUCUAUCUCGACGCCUUCAAUUGUUACUCCACAAGUAAACGCUCAUUUGGCAGAGUCUGUGACUAGGACUACGCCAUCGCUCACAGCACGACGCGAAAGAAAUGAAAAAGGUAGCGGAAGUGAGACUGAAACGGAGGAUCUCCAUACACCUCACAGCCACGAGUUCCACGAGGAUAGAGAAGGCACGCCAAAUGCACAGAUAUCUCUCGAUGAACUGCUAACCGAUGGAGCCGUAUACGAUGAUCAUCAUUCAGAGAAAACUAGAAGAAAAAGGGGUUCUAUUUUCUUUCGUAAGAAAAAGGACAAGAGUGGUAAAAAAACUAGUCAGCAACAGCAUUUAUGGACGACAAUAAUGGUAGGAUCUCAGGGAGGUUUAUUAUGCGAUGUUUGUAUGAAACAGUCGACAAAUAAACCACUUUUACAUUGCGACAACUGUGGAGUCUCCGUGCACCAAAGCCAAGGGUGUAAAGAUCAACUCGUACUAGAGUGCAUAAAAUCGAAGCACCAUUCUAGCAAAGCUGCCAUCAAAUCGACAUCAAGUAUAUCUUCAACCUCGAGUAGCUAUAACGUCAAAAGAGGAUCAACAGCAUCAUUGCCUCUACCGACAUCAGGAAGUGGAAGUCAAACAAUAAAUGAAGAGAAAGAUGGAGAUGGUCAACAUCGAGACAUAUCCAGUGGAUUGGAUGGAUAUGACUUGGGAGAAGAUUACCAGUUCACCGUAGGUGACCUAGAGGGUUUGGAUCCCGAAUUGGGCCUAGGAAAAGAAGAACCAGACUCCUGGAGUGCCGCUAUUGGCCAUAGUGUCGCGCUACGAUUAGUUGACAAUUGCGAGAGAAAAGUAAAAAGGCAGGAGCACAUUUACGAAUUUGUCCUCACAGAGAAACAUCAUUGUCUAGUGCUUCUAGCUAUGGAAAGAAUAUUCGUGGAGGGUCUGCGACGUCACUUUCGCCUGGGCCAGCCGGAUCUCGAGCGCAUGUUCCCUAGACUACGCGAUCUCAUUGAUAUUCUAAGAUUUCUCCAGAAGCUGCGCAAGCGACAAAACACAAACUCCGUUGUUUCUACCGUUGCUGAUAUACUGGUUGAUCAGUUCUCUGGGGAAAACGCGCAGCGCAUGAAGAGCGCCUAUGGGGAAUUCUGCAGUCGUCACAGAGACGCUGUCGAGGCUUACAAGUAUUACCUGCGGCACGAUCCCAGAUUUGCACGGUUCGUGCGCCAGUGCCAGUCUCACCCUUUACUGAAGAAAAAGGGAAUACCAGAAUGCAUUCUAUUUGUCACCCAGCGUUUAACUAAAUAUCCUCUAUUAGUGGAGCCAUUAAUAAAAACGGGAAUUCUUCAAGACGAAGGGGAAGAUUUACGUAAAGCUUUGAUUCUUGUUAAGGAAAUUUUGGCAGACGUUGAUGCUUGCGUGGCUGAUAAAGAAAGAGAAGAUAGAAAAUUAGAAAUCUAUAAUAAGAUCGAUGCAAAAUCUUUUGCAACAUAUCGCGGUGCCAAAUUCAAGAAAUCAGACAUAAUGGCGUUCAAUAGAAUCUUAAAAUUCGAGGGAACUGCGUAUCUGAUGCAAGGCCGUGGAAAAAUGACUGCCAUCGUAGUGGUUGUUCUUUCUGAUAUAUUUUUCUUGGCCGAGAGAGAUCAGAAGUACGCGUUCUUUGUGCCUGACAAUAAGGCUGGUAUAGUGUCGCUUCAGAAGUUAUUGGUACGUGAAAAAGCGGGCCAGGAAUCGAGAGGGAUUUAUUUGAUAAGUAGCAAUCCAGCCGAACCGGAAAUGUUUGAGUUGAAGAUUCAGAAACCCAAAGAUAAACAGCUGUGGAUACAAGCGAUUAGAUCUGCUGUCGAAGCGUGUCCUCAAGAAUCUGAAAAUGAAAGUGAUACGUUGACGGAAAAUAACAGUAAUAACGAGUUAAGGGAUACACGAUCGUCUUCUUUAUCGUUACUUUCUGUUGAAGAAAGGCAACGUUUAGUUAAGACUAAGGAGUCUCAUGUUCUGAAGAUUGUUGGUGAAUUGCGUAAAAAGGAUGCAGAACAAAGCAUUUUACUCGAAGAAAAAAUCAAUUUACAAAUGCAAUUAUUACACGUCGCAAACAUUUGGAGCGGAAAUGAAAGUAGCGACAAUGAAAGAUUAGAAAAGGUUGAUAAAGGGAUUCCGGAUUACACUAGAUUAGUUCACAAUGAAGGAACUGAUACUACACAGUUACGACAAGAGGUGGUUGGCGCAGUUCAAGAAGCGACAAAGCUCGCCAGCUCUUUAUCCUUUAGCGCGGGUGGUGCUACUCUAUCCAGAAGUCUAAGUUCCGCAGGCGAACGUCACAGCGAGGCCUACGUUCCUCCUGCACUCUGUGUUCCUCGUCGAGCUGAGACCUUCGCGGGUUUCGAUCACAAUAAAGAAAAAUAUCCAUUGAGAGAUUCAGUCGCUAUCCACUCCCUAGUAUCUCUCCCAAAAGUAGAAUUUAUGAAAGAAAAUUUAGAUGAUAAAGAUAACCAAGACAAGGAUCAACAAUGGGCGGCAAUUCGUUUGUCUCAUCACGUUUAUACGUUGGCUUGUAUAAUAAGUAACCAGAUGACGACGAUCGACAGCUUGCAGGCUCAGUUAGCCGCCUGCAAAGAAGGAAGUAUGGGAAAGUCGAACAAUAGACCCAAUCCGAAUCGCCAAUUAGAAGAACUGCGUAACUUACAAGACCAGUUGAGUAGAGAGAAGGCGGCAUUCAGAGCCACGUCUCAGCAAGAGAAGAAACAGUUGGAGGAAGAGCGAGCAGAAUUGGCGAGGCAAAGAGAACAACUUGCGGCUGAACAGAGAGAUGUAACUCAGCAAAGAGAUCAAUUAUAUAGAAGACUGGAAGCAUUGGAGCGACAGGGAGUUACAUUGGUUACAGGAACUGCGCCUAGUGCCACUGCUUCCCAUUUAGCUCAUAUGACACAGGGAAAUGACGUGGUACAGUCGCGAAAAUCACAGCCAGAGGCUAAACGGAUACCCUUGAAUCUAAUUAGCGCUACUAACCAGCAAAAGGUGCAGAGUAAUUUGCCGGUAAAGCAACAGCUGCCUUUAAAAACUUGCCAGUGGAAGUAACAUAAUACCAGGAGUGGAAGUACAAGCAACAACAGCCCAGACCGCCACUCCCGUACCGGAAGUAGUCCCGCAAUAGUAACUGGCUCCACGUAUUCUUCCCCAGAACUAGGCAAUAAUCACGCAGGAGUGAGUCAGACUCAUUCGAAUCGUUCUAUCCGAAUAACCCGAUCACCCCCAGAAUAUUCCCACCAGCACCAGCACCAGCACCAGCACCAGCACCAGCACCAGCACCAGCACCAGCACCAGCAACAGCAUCAACGAAGCGAACAGCAGCAGCCAUUGGAAGAGGAAGUAAUUUUUUCUGACGACUCUUUCGUUUCGGCCGGAGCAUUCUCGGUCUUCUCGCCCUGCAGCCGGUGAGGCGACUCCGAGUACUACUUUAACUCCCUCCCCGAAAUCAAUCAAAAGAUGCUCAACCCAGAAGUCGUGUAAAGUCAUUUUGACUUUCAACAUUUUCUCGGUAAGAAUCCUUUGUUUCUCACCCCCCUUUAUUUCAUUGUACAUUGAAACUAGUACAUAAGCGAUGCAUUUAUCGUGUCCAUGAUAAUGGCGUGACUGUCAAUAAGAAAACAUACAUAUUAUUCUUUUUCAACUGCUACCGAGGGCAAUAAUAUCAUUUUUAUGCAAAGUCUCACAGAAAUGCUCAGAAAGAAAAGGAAGUAUUAAAAGGUUGAUCUUGUUGAAUCCUUACGUUAUUAACCUGUUAACCGGGAAUGACGAAUUAACUCGUCUGAAAGAUUUUUGCCUUUAAUAAUAAUAAUAAUAAUAAUAAUAAUAAUAAUAAUAAUAAUAAUAAUAAUAAUAAUAAUAAUAAUAAUAAUAAUAAUAUAUUGUUAUACUCGUGCAUUCAAGGUAUGCAGUAGUAUAUAGAUUACUACUGUUGCAUGAGAGAAAUGAACUCUUCUUCGCUCACUUUUUAUCACAUCCGCUGGAAGGAAGUAACUCUUUUUCUGCUUGAAUAAUCCAGUUAACAGGUUUAAGCUGACUGACAUGAUUUUAGACAAAUCUUUUAAGCAAAUCUGUUACUGCUUGCUGAAGAAAAAAAAGCAAGGUAGAGAAUUAUAAUAGGUUGUUUCAACUAGGUGGUCCGAAAAGAUGAAUCUAAUUGAAAAAAUAAGUAAAAAAUGUGAGCUCUCUAUAAAAAAAUGUCGCUGUACAUUUUUAUUUAUUUAUUUAUUUAUAUAUAUUUUUUUUUAGAUAGAUUUACCUUUUUAAACCACCAAACCGAAAAUGCCCUGUAUUAGCAUUUGCAUAUACAUGGAUGUGUAUAUAUACUUUUUUCAUGACAUAUGUAUUACACUAUGUGUACGUAUGUUGAAGAAAAAAAGGCGCGUGCGUGCGAAAAUGCAAUUAAUGAAUGUAGGUUGUACGUGUAACAAUUAAUUAAAAAAAAAAAAAAAAUGUAUACGUACACUAUUGUAGAUGUCUAUGAAUGAACAAAGGCGUUAUUCUUAUACCAUUUACUCUAAAAGUAUUUUAAUACGUGCUAAAACGACGGAUACAGAUUUAUUAUAAACAAUAAUGUUAUCGUAACGUGCCAAGUCACAGAAAUCAUUGAUUUUACACUAUCAUUCUAUCAUUCCUUUGAUCGUUUUAAUUUGAGAUUAUUCACUGCCAUUAUCGUUGUGUAACCAUAUUUUUUUUUUUCGAUUUUUUUUAUUUAUUGCAUUGUGCGAGGUCAAAAAUAUUUUAUUUAUACGAGACUUUUUUCAGUGUAAGAAUGAUCAUACUGCACGUUUGAAAUUAAUUUUAAUUAAGGUAAUCCUAGAAUGUAGAUCGUUAUUUUUAUAAAAUCAGAAUUUCCGUUUCGCCUCACAAGAUGCUGUAGCGUGCAAUAUGAUCCAGUAAAAGGGCCAGCGUCGUCGAGGCACGUGGCUAAUUAAUUAAUCAGGUGUACAAAUGAAUUUGGUUGCCAUUGUGAUUCAAAUUCUCGCGCCACUUUUCGAAUCCACCGAAACGGGAAAAUAUUCAAACUGCAAAGUCACCGAAUUCAUUUGCAUCCCCGAUAUCUUCGUAAGGAAACAUAAAUAAUGCUAUUAACUUGUCUCAAUCAAUCGUGGUGACAAUAGUUCUUAAAAAGAGUAUUUCCAAUAAGAAGUAAAGCGCGAGAGCAGAGAUAAAAAAAAAAAACAUAAUUAACAAAAUGCCGAGCAUAAAUUUAUUAAAGAUCCUUUAUUGGACGAGUUUCGACUUCAUUUCAAGAAAUACAUACAGUCGGUCCCCAGUAUCCACAGCAUUACUUUUCAAAACCUACCGCGGAUACGGAGGUUGACUGUAUCAUUCUAAUUGCACUACUGUUGUUACCCUCCUUGUGGCAAUGAAGUCGCAUACCAUCUUCAGGGUAACGAAUCAAAUUGGAAUAACAACCAAGGAGUAGUGCGUCGGCCUACAAUGCGUCCGAUGACAUCCAUCAUGUGCGAUGUCUCGUGACAGCAUAAGUUUUAAGAAGAGAAACAAAAAACAAAACGGAUUAGCAACGCGGUUUUCCACGUUUUAGUGAAUCUUACGUCCCCUGAUGCUCAUGGGAAGUAUUUUUGUACGUUUACUCUGUACCUACUAUUUUACUCUAAAAAUUAUAUAUAUCUACUGUUAUCAUUGUGAUAACUCGCUACUGCGAUCGUCUUUGGAAAAAUGUUAAUGUAAAAUUAUAUAUAUAUAUUAUAUAUAUAUAUAUAUAUAUAUAUUAUAUAUAUCUAUAUAAGUGGACGUGUAUUUUUUAAGACGCGGUUCACAUUAAUUCUCUUCAAGUUUAAGGCCCGUUAUAUAUAAUAUGUAAUAUUAACUGUUAUUAUUGUAGGAAACAAGUUUAUGAAAUCAUUUCGGGAAUUUAACGCUAAAUAUAUUUAAGAAAUACCUACACACGUAUAUACAUACAUCACUUUCCAUUGAUUUUUUGGUUAUUAAAACAUUAUUAAAAUGGUUUUUAAUAAAUUGCCCCCGGGGCACACCAGGGCACACUCGAGUGCCUGUGAGCUUUUUAUGGGCUUGCGAUUAAUUCUAGUGUGGUUUUGUCACUAUUAAACUACUAGUUCGAGUCUGUGCCCGCGAGCAAUCGUCAAAUUCUGCAUUUAAUUUACCCGAAAUUUAUGAUGAGAUUCAUGCAAAGUGAAUUAAUUACUCUCCUUCCGUCGCUGCGUCCAUUCCUUUCCGACUUUAUUCCUGAAAAUGCAAAUCCCAAGUACACUAUAGCACUCUUUUUAAAAUUAAAAAUUAAAUUUCUAAACGUUCUUCCGUGGAUUUUGCUUUCAAAAAUAUUACUGCCGUUUAUUUCACAUUUUCACACAGUGUCCUUGCUUUAUAAUUGAAGGGUCUUUCGAAAUCCUAAUUAGAAGCGUAUAACUAGGAUUGGGGGAAGGGAACAGUCCCUUAGAAUUUUUGAAACUUAUUGAAACUCUGAAAUUUCUUUUACUUACUUGAAUAUAUCAUGCGUCUAUUUUGCAACAAAUGCACGUCAUAAUGCUCCUAAUUUUUCCUCAAGACGAUCCGUUAUUACUUGACAGAACUAAACAAGUAUUUACAAGUAUUUUUCUUCCUGUUUCAAUUCUAUAUAUACUGGUAUGUGAUUUACAUUCCUUAACGUUUAUAUACACACACAUAUG